This is a messenger RNA of Myxocyprinus asiaticus (Chinese sucker), 7706 nucleotides long. RefSeq names its product pentatricopeptide repeat-containing protein 2, mitochondrial-like. Gene Ontology annotation, cellular component: mitochondrion. The coding region runs from base 28 to 1179 and encodes 383 amino acids. The record is from RefSeq and is a predicted model, not a curated record. Lineage: Eukaryota; Metazoa; Chordata; Actinopteri; Cypriniformes; Catostomidae. Gene Ontology annotation, molecular function: protein binding; RNA binding. The transcript has 10 exons. Gene Ontology annotation, biological process: regulation of mRNA processing; mitochondrion organization; multicellular organism development.
ACUGUGUGUGUGUUAGUGAAUUCAGACAUGGCGCUGAGAGGACUGAGCGGCUGUGCUCGCAUUAUACUGACCGAUGCAUCAAGAGCAGCAGUGCUUCGAGGCGCCCUACAGUCACACUGUCUCAAAUGUCGAGAUGGAGCAAAACGCCAUCUCUUGUCUGAAGAUGUGGUGAAGCUCCAGGAUUUCCAGCAGAGAAAACUCGCUGUUGCACACCAAGUGUCAGGAUCAAAGGGUUAUUAUUUUGAUACCGUAAAUCAGAAAAUUGAGAAAAACGAGCUAAUCUUGAAGGACGAAUUGAAACUUCUUCUGCAUUUAUGCCAGUCUGCUGAAGAUGUUAUCACGGCUAGAAAUGCUAUUUACAGGUACCAUAAAGAGAAUCGUAACAUGGCGUUUGGUGAAUUCAGGUUUGGCCCUCUUUUUAUGAGGUUAUGCUAUGAGCUGGGUUUAGAGGAGCUGGCAGCCACAACUAUUACAGAUCCGGCUCUGAAAGGAUUCUUUUCAGACUCCACAUCAUUUAAUAUCGCCAUGGACAUGCUUUUCAUUAAAGGAUGCUACGAAAGUGGUCUAGAGGUGGUUGGAGAGAUGAAGAAACAAGGAGUGCCAUUCAACAAAGACACCUUCAUACUAGCCUUUGCCACUUGCUAUAAACUGAACACUUCAAAGUCAUAUCAUAUCUGUUUGGCCCUGUUGGAAGAAGGUCAUACAAAGGGCAGCCUCAUCCCUCGGCAUGCCUAUUGCUUUGCAGCUGCCCUUGCUCUUAAACACAAUGAUGUGGAGAGAGCCCAGACAAUCUACUCUCAGAUCAUGAGCACAGACAGUCGACUUUGCCAGAACUUAAGAGUGCUCAUAUUGGCUAUGACAGGGUCCAUGAAAGAUGCAGUCUCUGCCCUCACAACAGCUUUAGUGUCAAAGACUCCAGUACUUGUGAAAAAACCUGAGUUCUCCCAGGAAGUGGUUAAUGUAUUGAAGAAGAAGAGUACUAAUGGACUGUGGGAGAAGAAGGUGGAGCAGGUGGUGAGGCGGUUAGAGGAGGCUGGCCAGAUCACAGGGCAGACCCUGGAUGAUUUCCUGUGUCACACCCCCUCAGGGAAAAGGAGGCCUUUGGGAGUAAUGGAACAGGAAAGAAUGACCAGUCAAAGGACUCGUAGACCUUUGCAGUCCACACUACUGUCAGAGUGAACACUGACUGAACAAGACUCUCAGCUUUAGUGUGCACUAUUAUGAGUGAAGGUCCUUGAUCAGCACACUCUGAAGACGGCACAUCCAAGCUCAGGCUUUGGUUUCAUCUACCUCCUUUUAUAUCAAGACAACCUACUGUUACCUUCAACUUUUGAAGUAAUUUAAAGACUUAAAAUCAGAAAGUUAUGUUUUGUUUUUUUUAUUUUUUUUUUAUUGUUAUUUGGGAUGCUGUAAACUCUUAUGAAAUAUUAUUAUUUUUUAUUUUUGUUUUUGUUUUUUUUGUGAAAUAUAAAGGAGGUUUGCUGAAUAGAGCUGUGAACCCUCUUAAUUUCCCAGAGGAUAUUUAGUUGUCAUAACCCUGCUUAUGAGCAAUAUACUUCAAAAUAUUAAAAAAACACUGAUAAUCAGUGUCAUUGUAAGAAUCAUGCAUGUCUUUUCUAAACAAAACAUGAAAUCAAAGCAGUUCUGCUAGAAGAUAAUUGGGUGCUUAAAGGGAUAUUUGACCCAAAAAUGAAAAUUCUUUCAUCAUUUACUCACCCUCAUGAUAUCCCAGAUAUGUAUGACUUUCUUUCUUCUGCAGAACACAAAUUAUGAUUUUUAGAAGAAUAUUUCAGCUCUGUCGGGCCAUACAAUGCAAGUGAAUGGGUGCCAAAAUGUUUAUGCUCCAAAAAGCACAUAAAUGCAGCAUAAAAGAAAUCCAUAGGACUCCAGUGUUUAAUUUUUUUCAGAAGUGAUAUGACAGGUGUGGGUGAGAAACAGACACAAGAAGAAGAAUGUAAAAGUGAUCUGUUUCUCACCCACACCUGUCAUAUCGCUUCUGAAGAUAUUGAUUUAACCACUGGAGUCUUAUGGAUCAAAAUUUGGGCACCCAUUCACUUGCAUUGUAUGGACCAAAAGAGCUGAGAUAUUCUUCUAAAAAUCUUCAUUUGAGUUCUGCAGAAGAAAGUAAGUUGCAUCCAUCUGGGAUGGCACAAGGGUAUGUAAAUGAUGAGAGAACUUUCAUUUUUGGGUGAACUAUUCCUUUAACAUGUUUAUUUUUUGUAUGUGGCCAGGGUAAGGUCUUACUCAUGCAAGUGAUACACUAUAUUGCCAAAAGUAUUCGCUCAUCUGCCUUUAGACGCAUAUGAACUUAAGUGACAUCCCAUUCUUAAUCCAUAGGGUUUAAUAUGACGUCAGCCCACCCUUUGCAGCUAUAACAGCUUCGACUCUUCUGGGAAGGCUUUCCACAAGGUUUAGGAGUGCGUUUAUGGGAAUUUUUGACCAUUCUUCCAGAAGCGCAUUUGUGAGGUCAGACACUGAUGUUGGACGAGAAGGCCUGGCUUGCAGUCUUCGCUCUAAUUCAUCCCAAAGGUGCUCUAUCGGGUUGAGGUCAGGACUCUGUGCAGGCCAGUCAAGUUCUUCCACACCAAACUCGCUCAUCCAUGUCUUUAUGGACCUUGCUUUGUGCACUGGUGCGCAGUCAUGUUGGAACAGGAAGGGGCCAUCCCCAAACUGUUCCCACAAAGUUGGGAGCAUGGAAUUGUCCAAAAUCUCUUGGUAUGCUGAAGCAUUCAGAGUUCCUUUCACUGGAACUAAGGGGCCAAGCCCAGAUCCUGAAAAACAACCCCACACCAUAAUCCCCCCUCCACCAAACUUCACAGUUGGCACAAUGCAGUCAGACAAGUACCGUUCUCCUGGCAACCGCCAAACCCAGACUCAUCCAUCAGAUUGCCAGAUGGAGAAGCGUGAUUCGUCACUCCAGAGAACGUGUCUCCACUGCUCUAGAGUCCAGUGGCGGCGUGCUUUACACCACUGCAUCCGACGCUUUGCAUUGCACUUGGUGAUGUAUGGCUUGGAUGCAGCUGCUCGGCCAUGGAAACCCAUUCCAUGAAGCUCUCUACGCAUUGUUCUUGAGCUAAUCUGAAGGCCACAUGAACUUUGGAGGUCUGUAGCGAUUGACUCUGCAGAAAGUUGGCGACCUCUGCGCACUACGCGCCUCAGCAUCCGCUGACCCCGCUCUAUCAUUUUACGUGGCCUACCACUUCGUGGUUGAGUUGCUGUCAUUCCCAAUCGCUUCCACUUUGUUAUAAUACCACUGACAGUUGACUGUGGAAUAUUUAGUAGCGAGGAAAUUUCACGACUGGACUUGUUGCACAGGUGGCAUCCUAUCACAGUACCACGCUGGAAUUCACUGAGCUCCUGAGAGCGGCCCAUUCUUUCACAAAUGUUUGUAGAAGCAGUCUGCAUGCCUAGGUGCUUCAUUUUAUACGCCUGUGACCAUGGAAGUGAUUGGAACACCUGAAUUCAAUUAUUUGGAUGGGUGAGCGAAUACUUUUGGCAAUAUAGUGUAUUUAAAAACAUGUUCUUUUCUACCGUAUUAUGUUAGUACAAAAUCAGCGUUUAAACGUUUUUACGAUACAUUAAAUUUAAGUGCAACAUCAAAAUGAUGUGUGAGUGUGAUUGCCUUUUCUAAAAUCUAAAUCUAAAAAGGGAAAUAUUUAACUAAAAUUACUUCUUUGAAAGACGUUAGAAGAGGUGAGUUUUGCAUUGUAAGUUUCUCAUAAACUGGCAUUUUUGUAGCCUGACAUUCAUGGUUGUUUGUACUACAUUGUGUGACAUUGUUCACAAUGCUAAAAACAAGCUCCAAAUAACACCUAGCCAGUUUAUAAAUAUUUAAGAGUAUGCACUGAAUUAGGGAUGACGCGAUUAUACAGUUUUACUAUUAACUGCGAUUAAAAAUAUCAUGGUUAAUUUAACCAUAAGAAUUUAGAAUCAUACGGUUAAAAACCGUGAAAUGCUUUAUUUACACGUGGCAAAGAAUAUUAUAUAUAAUGUAUAAAUAUAAAAUAUAAAAGUUUUUCGUAAGAUUUUGUAAGCCUAAAUGGGAAAACUCUAUGUGGGUACUGGAGCUGUUGCUAUGGUUACGGAGGAUGGCCAUGGUGCUUUAAUCAGGUGUCCAGCAACUGAAGUUGAACUUUCAGUUCAUGUGAAACUGAAGCUUAAACACAAGAAUUCCAAAAUAUAACUGAGGAAUUCGAUCUUCCAGAUUAAUAUCCAUCAAAAAAGCGACUUAAAGGAGCUGUUUGGCAGCAUUUAAAUGACUGACUGAAGACGACGGAUGUAAAACAAGCAGACAGAAGUCAUAGAAAGACACACAUUCUACAAAUGGCACAAGAUGGUCCUCUUUAAUAUUUUUAGCUGUGGUGAUUUUAAAGUGAUGAAUUAAAUAUGCCACUUUUUUAAUGUUUAAGCCUGCUGAGAGCGCAUGGUGCAUUUGCCUGUAGCUAUCAGUGAGUAAACUGAAAAGUUGCGUCUUAAAUCGUCCUCAUUGUUUAAAGCAUUGUUUCUGUACAAAUUCACAGCAUUCAAUAUUAAAUGUCAAUUUUAGUCAUUAUAGGACUUUAAAUCAACUGUUGUAAGCAAUGUUCCCGUUAUUAUGCAUAGUCCAAAGGUUUAGCCUAUUUGUAAGGUGUUGUGGACAGUAUUUAGAGUCUGUUGCUGAUUCUUUAUGUUAGGUUUGCCUGGCAGACAACGGAUUACUAUAAUAAACUGAUGCAGAAGAAAAAACUGUUUAAUGCCGUGAACUAGGCUAGCCUACAUGUUGCGCACCCACAAUAAUCUUACAGUUACGCACUUUUGAAGCACUCUGUUUACACUUAAGCACAUCACUGAGUUUGAGAUGUGCAUAAGCUGUGUUGUGCCCUAGAUUGGAGCGUCUCUUAUUACGUGUGUGUGUGUAUUUAUCAGUUUUCUUAUUAUAGGGCUUCCCUUAGCGUCCAUAUAUCCCCCAGAAAUACGUCCACUUAGACGUUUGGACAAUUGUAAUAUGAUGUGCAUUUUUUUGCAUCAGUGCUGUUGCAUAAUAAGAAAAUGAGCAUAAUUGUAAAAGCAGUUAACCGCGAUUUUUUUUCUUUUUUUUCUCAGACGGUAAUCUAACGUCAAAAACUCACACCGCGGCAUCCCUACAUUGAAUAUACUUUUUUAUUUAUCUGUGCAUUAAUUUGAACUGUUAUUAUGCAUUGUGUAAUAUGUUGUAAUGAAACAUUACGUCCCCCUCCCACACCGCCCCUCCCCCCACCGGACCCACAUUUUGUCCCUCUCAAUGUUCAAACCAAAUCUACGCCAUUGCCUAACCCAACACAAGUAAAGCAAAAUCUAGCAAGACAAAAAAUGGAGAAAAGUCCUGGGAUGCCCAAUGCAGUAUCCUUGCAAUCAUUGUCCUAUAAUUUUUACAUGACCACAUACAAAGUCAUUCUGGAGGAGUGGGAACCCUCAAAUCAUUUUUACUUGGAACAGUGUUAAGAAAAUAAGAUGCUGUCAUCUGGGAUGACCACCAUUACCCACAUAAACAGAGUGAAAUGUAUUCAGUUUAACAAAAAUUGCCAAAGAUAUUUCUACCAAGUUUCCACUUUCAGGCAGGAAUUAUGGGUUGAAAUUAGGCGACUUUUCAUGGGAAGUAAAGUAGACAAUAGAUCAUCUGAGUGGAUGAAAAUGCAUGCCCAACAUCAGGGUCAGAAAUUAGGGGUGGCUUAGACCACUGACAGCAGGGCCGGCCUUUAGGUUUGUGGGGCUCUAGGCAAAAUCAUGAAAACGGGCCUCCCGGUGUGACAAUUGUCAUAAAUUUAAAACAUCCAUAGAACCACUGCAAAAGUGAUGAGCAGAUUCUUUUAAUAGAAAGCAUUUUUUUUUAAAAAGCACUAUACUGUAUAGCUCGGUAGAUGACAAUAACGUGUCCGAUAGCUUUUUUCCCCAACAUGAAGAUGUUAGGUUAAAAUUUACAUGCAUGCAUAAGGGAAUAUGUGUAUUUUAGGUGCUGUGAUUUUAUUUUGAUCGCCUUUCAACUUUUUUCUAGAAGUACAAAUAAAUUCGUGUCUCAGUUAAUAUGAGGUCAUGUAAACUGCAAGUAUGAUAAUUACUGGAUAACAUUUUACAAUAAGGUUUGCAUAGGUAUCAUUAAAGGUGCACUCAGUAUCUUUUGUCUUUGUGUCAUCUUGGACUUACACUGACACCUAGUGGUGUGGAUGCAGCAUAAUUUAAAAUCAAUAGUUUUCAGUUUCAGAUGCCAUUGUAGAAAUGUAGUAUUCCCAUUCAGCCAUGAUUACUUUAAUCAGUGAGUGAAAGUGUCAAAUAACAGGAUGGUUACUGAGAUUAAGCGAGUAGUAUUCGGCUGGUCAUGUGAUUCUAACAUGGCAGCUCCCAUGUGCGGACCCUCUCCAUGUAGAAUAAAACAGCUUUUAUAAGGUUACUGAUAUGACUGGACUGGAGUCUUCAUUUUAAUAUGAGUGCUCAUAAUUUCCUACAUAUAUUGCAAAAUUACAAUUCAUGUCUUUAGGAGUUAAACUUUUUUAAUGAGGAAAAAAUUACCGAGUGCACCUUUAAGAAUGUAUAAUACAAUUUUCCAGCAUUUAUUAAUCUUGUCUAAUGUCAAUUUAUAAAAAUAAAAUUGUUUAUUGUUUGUUCAUGUUAGUUCACUUUGUGUUAACUCAUGCUAUUUUUCAUGUUAAAAUAUAUGUAGAAAUGAACAUUAACCAUGAUUAUUAAGUAUUGUUUAUUGUUAGUUCAAGUUAACUAAUGUAGUUAACUAAUGUUAACAAAUACAACCAAAAGUGUUACCAAUUAAAGUAACUCAAAAUAAGAAAAUGCAGUUUAAAAUCAUUUUAGAUAGUUUUAAUAGUAUAGGACACUGCGGACAAUGCCUGAAAUUCAAUUUCAACUACCCGCAUAAAUGUGUAAAUGUUUAUUUAGAGCAACAAAAUCAAUGAAAACAAAAAGUUGCCAGAAUGUGUGCAAAAGUUAAUACAUUAGGGAAAAUAAGGUAACUACAGCAAUGGGGGUGGGGAGUUAAUUAUGUAUAAAUUAAAUUACAUAUUUUAAAUAGGGCCUAUAAACACAACACCUCAAAAUGUAUAUUUAUAAACAAAAUUAAAGAAUAAACACACCUCUUAGAGAGCAGACAUCUUUGCUGAUAGUUUGGUUAUUUUUGAGACUAAUUGCUCAUAUGUUCACUCUAUGCGAGUUUUUUGCAUCUUUAUAUCAGCAGUGUUUUAAUUCCUUCCACAGAUUAUUCUUGAGAAAACGAGAAAAGACCAAAUGAUUUGGCAAGCGCUGUAUUUGCUAUCAUUUACACAAAGUAACCCUCAAAGACUCAAAUAGCCACAAAGCAAUAUUUUUCAUAACGUAUUUCCUGCAUUUCUGUCAGGCAUGCACAUUAUUUAGCAAGGUCUGCGUGCAAUCUGUGUCUAAUAAUACUGUUAUAAGAAGCCACGCUCCAGUUCCCAGCAAUGCUUUGCGUUAUGAAUACAUUUUGCUGAUUAGGGUGUACUGCUUAGCUUUACUUCUUGACCAUUUUAUAUACACUGCUGUUAUUUUAGUUUUGUAACUUUCAGUAGUUUGUAUUUUUGUGAUUAUUUAGAGCUCAUUUUAUACUUAAUAUGUUGUUUUUAGUUUUCACCAUCAUUGUGAUUUGUAUGUUAAAUGAUCAAGUCCACGUGUGUUGCACUCUCAGUGACUGUGCGAUAGAAACCAUUGGACUACGGAAAAUUUCAAAA